Astyanax mexicanus (Mexican tetra) is the source of this 1322-nucleotide messenger RNA. RefSeq names its product protein FAM177A1. NCBI's taxonomy places the organism in Eukaryota, Metazoa, Chordata, Actinopteri, Characiformes, Acestrorhamphidae. The record is from RefSeq and is a predicted model, not a curated record. Bases 101 to 718 code for a protein of 205 amino acids. The transcript is spliced from 5 exons.
AGCUUUUAUUUUGAUAUUUGAACCCGGGGACCCAGGAAGAAACCGGUGCAGGAUAGCUAUAGCAUAUUUGCGUGAGCUGAAAGCCCGAAAACCCGUCAGGAUGUCGGAGAUAUCGCUUUUUCUGAUCAACGCGAGCGUUGCUGUGACCGAGAACACGGGCACCGAGAAGGGCUCCAGCAAAGGGAAGGAUUUUGAGUGUGUGGAGCUGGGAGAGCUAGAGGACAAGGAUCAGUCCACAGAAAAGACACCGCGCAGGAUCAUCCACUUCUCCAGCGGCGAAACAAUGGAGGAGUACAGCACGGAGGAGGAGGACAACUCUGAGAAACAUCCAGAGAAAAAAGACCUUUUGUCCCCUAUAGACACAUCCAAGCUGACGUGGGGCCCAUAUGUGUGGUUUCAGAUGUGGAGGGCAGCUACAUCCACUGUGUCAGGUAGUGCUUGUGAUUACCUGGGUGAGAGGAUGGCGUCGUUGUUUGGCAUAACCUCCGCUAAAUAUCAGUAUGCCAUUGAUGAGUUUGAUCGGAUGAAAGAGAAGGACAAAGAUGUUGAGGAGUCCCAUCUCUCUGAGGAAGCCGAGAGCCGUUUUGAAGAACCGCAUAGCGAGAAGAAACCAAAGCUGAAUCAACCUGAAACCCCUCCUACUCAGGCCAGUGCCACCACUGAGGCCUCUUCUACACUCAGUACAGUCAGUGUCCAUGUUAGCCAUGUAAGCACUUAAUUAUCGCUAGAUACCUUGUGUUGUCAACAUAGUUUUUUUCUUUUUACUGCAACGCUACAUUUAGAUAGUUAACAAGCCUCUGGCAUGAAUAGAGGGUGUAACUCUCUUUAAAUAUCUGUUUUUGUUCUCUCUAAUAACGUUUCUGAUCCUGGAAUAACUCACACCGGCAUUAACCUCAAAAUGUAUGUAACGUUUGUUUGUUGGUUUAUAAUAUUUAUAAUGCACAAUAUUAGAUACUGUAAUGUCACAUUUGGAACUCCACAUUUGUUUGUGGGUUUUUUGUUUGUAUGUUUUUUAUACAAUGUGUUAAAAUUUGGCAAAUGGACCGUAAUGUUCUAAAAUGGGCUAAAAUCUUUCCAGAUUUUAUUUGUAAUUUUACUCCUGUGUGUUUUUUGACAGAAGCUAUAUGCUUUCAUUAUGUGGUUGCCAAGUCCUUUAAAAAAGAAGUAGGAAGAUACAUAUGAAGCCUUAAAUCCGUGCACUGAUGUUUUUAAUUGUAUUGCAUAUUUAUUACUUAUAUUUAUUUUAAUACUUAUUUUUAUUCUAAUCUACUCUUUUUAUAGUUUUCUAUUUAACACUAAAAUAAAAUGACGAAUUACAAAAA